Messenger RNA from Oenanthe melanoleuca, 7164 nucleotides. It is a transcript of the gene WDFY2, whose product is annotated as WD repeat and FYVE domain containing 2. The coding region runs from base 155 to 1357 and encodes 400 amino acids. The transcript is spliced from 12 exons. NCBI's taxonomy places the organism in Eukaryota, Metazoa, Chordata, Aves, Passeriformes, Muscicapidae. The record is from RefSeq and is a predicted model, not a curated record. Gene Ontology annotation, molecular function: protein binding; metal ion binding.
CUCAGGGGCGGUGCCGCCGCCGCCGCGCUGUUCCUGCUUCCCGGGGAGCGCCCGGCUCCGGCAAGUCCCUCCUCCGGCUCGGCAGUGCGGGCCGCCUCCCUCCCUCCCCCGGCCGCAGCCUCCUCCGGCGGCAGCGGCGGUGCCCGCCGGCCCCAUGGCGGCGGAGCCGCAGCCCAAGGCGCUGACUCGCAAGCCCCUCCUGCUCAACAAAGUGGAGGGCUCGCAGGAGGUGGUGAACAUGGCAGCGAUAGUGCCCAAGGAGGACGGGGUCAUCAGCGUCUCCGAAGACAGAACAGUUCGUGUCUGGCUGAAGAGAGACAGUGGGCAAUACUGGCCCAGCAUAUACCAUGCAAUGCCAUCUCCAUGUUCAUGCAUGUCUUUUAACCCGGAAACCAGAAGGCUGUCCAUAGGUCUAGACAAUGGUACAAUCUCAGAAUUCAUUUUAUCAGAAGAUUACAACAAGAUGACACUAGUGAAAAGUUACCAGGCUCAUCAAAGCAGGGUGAUCAUGGUUCUGUUUGUGCUGGAGAUGGAGUGGGUGCUGAGCACGGGCCAGGACAAGCACUUCACGUGGCACUGUUCGGAGAGCGGCCAGCGGCUGGGGGGGUACCGCACCAGCGCCGGCGCCUGCGGCCUGCAAUUUGAUGUGGAAACCCGGCAUGUGUUUGUUGGUGACCAUUCUGGGCAAGUGACCAUCCUCAAACUAGAGCAAGAGUCCUGCAGCCUUGUUACCACAUUUAAGGGACACACAGGUGGUGUGACUGCUCUCUGCUGGGACCCAAUACAGCGAGUUUUAUUCUCAGGCAGUUCUGAUCAUUCCAUUAUAAUGUGGGAUAUUGGAGGAAGAAAAGGAACAGCCAUUGAGCUGCAAGGACAUAAUGAUAAAGUUCAGUCUCUCUCCUAUGCUCACCACACUCGGCAGCUCAUCUCCUGUGGUGCAGAUGGGGGAAUCGUCGUCUGGAACAUGGAUGUUGAGAGGCAGGAGACCCCAGAGUGGCUGGAUAGUGACUCCUGUCAAAAAUGUGACCAGCCCUUCUUCUGGAACUUCAAGCAAAUGUGGGACAGUAAGAAAAUAGGCCUCAGGCAGCACCACUGCCGGAAGUGCGGGAAAGCCGUGUGCGGGAAGUGCAGCUCCAAGCGCUCCUCCAUCCCGCUGAUGGGCUUCGAGUUCGAGGUCAGGGUCUGCGACAGCUGCCACGAGUCCAUCACCGAGGAGGAGCGGGCGCCCACAGCUACUUUCCAUGACAGCAAGCACAACAUUGUUCACGUGCACUUCGAUGCCACCAGGGGAUGGCUGCUGACCUCGGGGACAGACAAGGUUAUUAAGCUGUGGGAUAUGACACCAGUAGUGUCUUGAUGUUACAUCAGUGGAACUUGAAAGGUGAUAUUUACAGAAGAAACUGAUUUCCUAACCCUCAUUAUACUGCAGAAGAUAGAUAACACUGGGUGCAUACAGCAGAUGAGAAAGGAACUAAUGUGUUUACAACAACUUUAUGUCCUCUGCUUGAUCCAGGCUGAACAUUUGCACGAAGACUCUUUCCACUUCUCAAAAUAUACAAGAAGGUAUUUUUUUAACUAACGGUUUGUACGAUCUGACUUUGGUUGUUCUGAGUUUAUUUGGAAAAACCUGUGUGCAGUGCAAUUUUUAGUUUUUAUAUUUCACUGUGUCAAGAUACUUGCUGCUUUGUACAGAGAGUUCUUGGGUUGUGUCUUCCUCUGUGAGUUUUUGGUGUCAACAGACUGUGUAAGGCAAUCGGCUCUCCCUGCAGCCAGCCCCUGUUGGUUUGGGAUAUUUCUGCUGGCCAUGCUCUCGCCAGAGGAGGAAAUCCAGGCACAGUCUCUGGGUGCAUCACCAAGGAGCUGAUGGACUAUUGCAAUUCCUAAAAGGGCUCUACCAUCCACUUGUCCUAGUGGGCAUCAUCCAGAGUGCAUCUAUUGGUCUGUAUAAUCUUCCCGCCUCUUCCUUUGCUGCACAAGUCGCAGAACCAGGGGUCAGGUUAUUCAGCAACUGAUUUCUACACAAAACUGAAACAGUUUUCCAGCUCAGAGCAUUACAAGGAGCACACAGACUUGUUUGAGUUUGAUGAUGCUGACAGUCUGAUUCAAAUGAAAUUAUUGGCAACAGGAACUUUUGGGAGUGUGUGGAUGGAGGGGGGCAGAUCUAAAACUGGUCUAGGUCUGAAAAGUCUGGUUUAUCUCUACCUCUACCUUGCACAGCAACAUUUCAGCAUUUAUGUCUAUGUUGUUGAAAAUUGAUUUAGUUUUUCCUGUUUUCCAUAUGGUUAAUCAUAUUUAUUUUUUAAAACGAUGAUGGUUUUUAUUAAUUUCCUCUAUAGACCCAAAAGUGAUAUUGCUGAAUGAUGCCCAUUGUCCUGUUGUCAUACUUUACAGUUUCUCUUAAAAAUAAACAGUAUUUAAAAACAUGGAUUGACCAAAAUUACCUUUUUAGAAUGACAUUGUCAAGGUGAAUAAACUAAAAAAGCCCUUUUUUCCAAAGGGACCAUCUCUGAAAAGCCAACUCUCCAUUCCAUUAAUCCACGGAUUUUACUUUUUAGCAUGGCAUUACUCACACACUUCAAAUAAACUGGUGUUCAGAAUUGAACUGCAGACCAGACCAAAGGCUUUCCUGCAUCUUCUGUUUCAGCAGGCCUUGUGGCACAUUGAUGGUGCUCAGUCUUGUCCUGUUUUGGACUUACCUUCUUCCCUCUGUAGUGGGGACGCCAUGACAUUUGCCCCUUCAGAGCACAUUGCUACCUGGAGAAGCAUUGUGUUCUCUCCUGAGAGAAAAUGCCAGAAGAAAAUAAAGCUUCUCCUUUGUUUGCCCAGCAGCAAUUCACUUUUGAGGGGAAAAAAAUGGUUAACUCAAUCCAUGGCAUUAAUUCUGUCCAGUGAGCUGCUGCAGUAAAAGGUGAGGGUACUUCUGUGUGCACACCACAGGACUGCUAUGUAUUUUCUAGGAAAAAAUCUCUUUUUAAACAUCCUAUAACCUGUGAUGAAGCAUUUGCAGUCAGGUUCUGUGAAAUAACAUCACCUUCAGUUUCCUGAUCGUACAGCCUAUUGUUGGUUCCCCUCUAGACAGCAUAUUUUAAAGCCUAUUUUCAAACAUAAUUCAUACAUUAUUUUUCCAGCUUGAAAGUUGUUUUCUCAGUCCUCCCACUAUCUCUCCUGGAAACUAGAUGUUUGUUUCCUCUUGGAAUGCUUUUCAUUACACCUUGUGCAUGUUUUCUGAUGACUGAAGUGUUCUUGGCUGUCAAAGCUAUGCAAGAUGAGCAAGUGGCCUGUCAUAUUUCAUUCCAGCUGGAGAAUAUGUACAAAGCUUUGCUGGACUCUGGUGUUCCAUGUUCCCUUGGGCUCAGGGCCUUUUGGCCAAAGACCUGAGUUGUGCUGUGCAGGGAGUGCAUCUCACAGUGACAGAAACACAGAAGUGAAUUUAAAUUGCUGUUUAGUGCUCGGUUUCUGAGGAGACAGCAGUGGCACCAAGCUGGGACUCCAGCAUGGAUUGUGCUCACACUGAUGGAGUCAGCAAGCUGAGGAUCUGCCCUGAAUCAAUACCUACUCCUGAACAUGUAAUGUGCAAACAAAGGUGAAGAACUGAUUCCAAGGGAGACUACAUUUGAGAAUGACUUGUUUGGACUGUUCUGCAAUGAACUCGUGGCCACUCCCCCCUUGUCUUCCAAGGAGUCAUGGUUUCAGUGUUGCUUAUGUGUGGGUGUGGGAUAUGCAAAACUGUUUUGCAGAAUUUUCCUGUUCUUUCUGACUGAAUGACCUGCAGGGUUACCUGGAUUUAAGCUAAACAUCUCCUUAUCUUGCAGUCUCAGGACAAACUGCUCUGGGCUUAGAAAAUUAUAUAAACUGCAAGUGAAGCUGAGGCAGGAAGGAAAAUCUGCCCCUUUGCAAUGCCCUCAAGAGCUGGAAUGUAGAGAUAUUAAGGGAAAAUAGAUGUAUCUAAUUCAAUAAUUAUUUUACUUUCCACAAGAAACAAGAAGGAUUUGACACUGGGAGAGUUAAAAUGCCUGCCUUCUUCUUCUGCUGUGUUAAGAGUAGUAAUCUCAGUGUCUUCUGUCUGCUAGAUCCAUUUGAAAAGAGAUCUCUGAUGAUGCCUGGUCCUUUUUUUUUCUCCAUUUAACUUGCUGAAUAAGAAACCUGAGCUAUUUUUAUGAAUUGCAUUAUUGUAGGAAGGGAGGAGGGUGUGUUUUGAUACAGAUGUAAACUAUACAGUGCCAUAUACCUACACACAUCUCAAAUGAAGCCAAGCCCCUCUUCCCUAGGGCUGCUGAAGGGCAGUAGCUUUCAGUGAUACCUGGUGCUGUGACAAGGGGCACACAAACAUUGCUGGUUUCCCUCUGCUCUGCACAUCAGGAAAGGUGCUUUUACAUCUCCCCCCUAGCUGGUGCUUCCUUGUGGGAAGAGGCAUUGUUCUCCAGAGCAUCUGCCUGCUAUUCUCAGCUUUAAAAUGAGCAGAGUCUGCAGGGCUUAGGCAGGUGAUGGGGUCACAUACACAGUGCCUGAGCAGCUUGCUAGGGUCACUUGUGUCCCAGGUGGGGCAACCUGAGCAUCAAAUUUCAGUCUUUUUAAGCUGAAAAUAUUUAAGUGAUGGGAAAAGAAUAUAGACAUCAGCUUUAAUGUAGCAUUGAUGUUCCUCCCAUCAACCAGAAAACUUAACACCAUGGUUAGAUGUUGAAACUGUGGUGAUAGGGCUACAAGUCAGCCAGUGUGACAGGAUGAUCCUGAACAGUGACACAGGUGUGCUCAGCUGUGAGCACCCUUUUCUGCAGCUACUUUUUGCAGCCAAGCCCAGGUGACUCCCUGCUCUGUCCUCCAGAACUUGAGGCCAUCACCUGAAUGUCAGCAUGUAGGCUCUUAGUACCUCAGAAGUGGUUACUGCACUUUGCCUGAGAGGGUGCAUGAGUAUCAGUCCUGGGAAAGGGAGGGAGGGAUGUGUUCCCUCUGAGUGGGGGUUGGCUGCUGAUAAGAAGGUGGAUGGCUGGAUGUGCAAAAAGGAUGAUCCAAAACAGUUGUAAGGAAAAAAAAAUUGCCUUAUGCCUGCUGAGGAAAUAAUUGCUAGAAAGGAAUAUUCGACUUUUUUUAUUAUUAUUUUUUCCUGUAUCUGGUUCUGUGCUUCCCAGUACAAGAGAGAAAUGAAACUACUAAAUGGAGUCCAGCAAAGGGCCACUGAGAUUGUGAAAGGUACUGGAGCAUAUCUGGGAGACCUGGGACUGUUCAUCUUGGAGAAAAGAAGGCUCAGAGGGAUCUCAUCAGUGUGUAUAAAUGCCUGAAGGGAGGGUGCAGAGAGAAUGCAGUAGUGUCCAGUGACAGAACCAGAGGCAAUGGACACAAACUGAAGCACAGAUUUCCUCUGAACAUCAGGAAACAAUUUUUACUGUGAGGGUGACUGAGCAUGGGCACAGACUGGCCAGGCAGUUAGUUUGUGGGUUCUCCAUCCUUGCUUGAGCAGGACCAGAUAAUCUUUGAAGGUUCUCUCCCACCUCAGCCAUUCUGUGAUUCAAAGUCCACUUAAUGCCUGUUUCUACUCUAUUGUUUAGAGAAGGAAAAAAAAAAAAAAAAAGUAUCUUUCCUUAAAUCUAAACUGCUACCAAAAUAGUCACUAACAAAUUAGCAAAUAUUACCAUAUCUGUCCUUGCUGUUCCAAAUAGGAUUUGUGUAGCAAAAACCAAAGUUCUGUUUUGUAGCACAUAGGAAAUAGAGCUACAAUGUGUGGUUUUACAGGCCAUGUCCUUUCCAGGAGAUCACACUGAGCACAUGGGAUGUUUCCAGUUGGGACUUAGAAGACUUUUUUCUAUGUGUGGCAAUUGUAUGCAACAGUAACUACAAACUUGUUCCUUUUUUCAGAGUGCGCUGAUGUUCUGAGUCCCUUCUGUAAUGACCUUUUAUGUAAUGUUGAAGAAGACAGAGGUUUUUCCCUUCAAAAUUGCAUCUUGUGAAUGUUGGCAGGAAAUCUUUGCUCCUCAGAUGGAAAAAUGUAGUCCUGAACUUCUGGGAUUUGAGAUGAACUUUGUGUGAUCAAAUGUGACUUUUCAUUGCAUUUUCCCAGUUUGGGGAUUUUCCCUUGUGACCAGUCUUUGGCCAUCUCUGAAAUUUUGUUUGCUGCAGGACACAUUGUACUGAUCAGAAGAGAAAGAGAUUGAGUUCAAUUGAAACUGCUGCCAAGCAGGGACAUUGAACUCAAACCAAAAUGAAAACAAGACAGCAAAGUCUGUACAAAGAGGGGAUACCAAGAAAGAAUGGUAUCAGCAUACAAACAAAACCUAAAAAAACCAAGCCAAAACAAAAAGCACUUCCAGUAUAGAAAUGAGUAUUCAUCAGAACUGUAUAAAGCCAAACCAUCCCCCCAUGCCAGUACUGUAAGCUAGCCAGCAGCCAUGGUCCAGAUCCAGAAGCCACAAGGAACAUAGAGUUUUUCCAGUCUACGAAGAUUCGACUUCCAUUUCUUGUUCUUUGGUUCAAUUGCCAAAUAAUAUUUAUCUACCUCAAGUAGUUUUUUCAGAACUGUAUUAAAUGCAUAAGCACUUCAACACUGAAAGGACAGGGAAGAGACACAUCACUACUGAGAUGGUACAGAAGUGUCAGGCCUUAUGAAGAUAGUUUUGCCUCCGAUUAUUUGUUCUUUAGACAAUAAAUAAUCUGAAUUUAUUAAAGGGUUUAUCACCUUUAUACUUACAUUUUGUAACAGGUCAGGGCUUCCUUCCGAUGUGAAAGACCCACUGCUAACACCCCUAUUUUGUCCUGUCCCAAGGAGAUUCUUGGGAUUGCCAUGGCCAAGUAAUUAAGAAAUUUUCACAAAUAAACAAGUACACAAACUUCCUUGCUACAUCUUUGUCGUUAGCCCUAGUUUUAGCUGUGAUUUUGCUUUCCAAAGGCUGAACUUUGUCAGUUCUGACUGUUCAGUAAGUUAAGUUUGUCAUACUGACCAAUAUCUUGUGGAUUUUGCUGUCUUUUUAAUUAGAGGGACUUUAUAUGAAAAAAAAAAACGGAUCUUACUGGCUCCUGUUCAGGUCAGAGUUUUGCAGGAAUGCUGCUCAGCAAUUUGACCACCUUUUCUACCAACUACAUUGUAACAUUUUCAGGUACUGUUCCAUUAUGUAAAUAAGUAUUUCUGAUGUAGCUGAAUAAAUUGUGGUAUCUUAACCCCACUAAAUUAAUUUC